This is a messenger RNA of Rhipicephalus sanguineus (brown dog tick), 2730 nucleotides long. Its product is annotated as TIMELESS-interacting protein. Gene Ontology annotation, biological process: replication fork arrest; DNA replication checkpoint signaling; DNA damage response. The record is from RefSeq and is a predicted model, not a curated record. Bases 111 to 1082 code for a protein of 323 amino acids. Lineage: Eukaryota; Metazoa; Arthropoda; Arachnida; Ixodida; Ixodidae. The transcript has 7 exons. Gene Ontology annotation, cellular component: nucleus; replication fork protection complex. Gene Ontology annotation, molecular function: DNA binding.
UGUUGUCUUGGUGGCCUUUUUUCGCCGUUGUGUUCGUGCUGUGUACAUUGGAUCGACGAAUUUUCUAUUGUGAUCGCUUGGCCUAGGUACCGAAAGCAAAAAAAAAAGCUAUGGAGGACAUAAUGGAAGACUAUCCUUUAGACGAUGUUGAGAACGGAGACGUUGGAGCUCCGGAGGAAUCCGCAGAAGCUGAAGGCAACGCUUCAGAGCAGGAUGAAGCAGGGGAAAAAGUUAAACCUCCCACGAAGAAACGCGUCGUUCAAAAUCCUCGGCCUAAACUAAACAAAGAUAGGCUUGCUGGUGCCAAAGGGAUUCCUGAACUCUUGCGAAUGUCCAAGAAUGUUCACUGGCGGGGGAAAGGCCACGAGCUCCAUGACUUGGACACGACGUUGUCGCUACUGGAGCACUGGAGCCACCGCCUUUUCCCUCAGAUGGAUUCCAAUAACUUUUUCAGUAAUUUGGAACGAUUAGGCAUGAAGCGAGAAAUUCAGACAUACAUGCGCAAGUUACGGAUGGGCUUGGAGGGUGACGUCGGUGAACAGCUUCAAUUUGGUGAAGACCUGGAUGAUGGAAUAGUGGAAGAGAAAGAAGAAGAAGAACAGCCCCCAUUUGAAGACCCUUUUUCGUCGCUGCUUACGGACACUCCGCAGUCAACCAGCCAACAAGCACUCCCGGAAGCACCGUCGUCGUCUCAGCAACCACAGGACAUAAGCGAGGUGUUGCGUGAACGCAUGGAGAGGAGUCGGCAGCAAGCACUGGAGCGCCGACGUUUGCGGCUAGCACAGCAGGAACAGUUGUCGAGAGAUAUGGAUACGGAGGCGGCAGACUUAAUGUCGGCCGCCUCUGUAUCCACAAAGGGUGAGCAGGAAGUUGCUGUGCAGGAGGACGUCCAAUGUCAUCACCCUGAGGAGUCUGAAGAACAUGGCACAACAAUGGUGGACAUCACAUCGUCUCCUUCUACCAGAGAGGAGCAGGCUGAUGCUGAAGAGGCGAUUGAACGGCAUCCAGAAGAACUUGCAGAACCCUGUGCAGCAACCACAGCAUCGAACAUUGUGUCAGUUGUGUGUGAGGACAGUGAAUAAUAUGCUGAGUGAAUGCCAAUGUCGUGAUGAAAAGACUGUUGCAUUGCUUGGAGCUUUUGACUGCCUUCAGGAAUGACAUCCUGUGAUAAAACUGCAGUUGUUUGUGCUAGUGCCAAGUAAUAUUUGGCACCGUAGUGAGGUACUGUAGUUUUCUUUAAUUUUCUGCUGCAAGUAUAGGUGCUUAACCGUACUUUUCGGUGCACUUGAUGACUCAUGUGCUCUUGUAACACUGCCUGUUACACAAUGCCCAAAGAUUAGUUUGCGCAGUGAAGCAGGCAACACUUCAUAUAGAGCACCUUUCUACGUGUGCAAAUUUUUGGAUGUUCAUUAUGUCACUUCCUCUGCAACUACGUUUUUUUGAACAUGUUCCUUUGCCAUGAGAAGAUAGUUAAGGUGUUCGUUUGAAUAGUUUGGUCUUUUAAACAAACGGUACUGCUGUUAUAAUAUACUUUUCACAUAUUCAAUUUUUAUGUUUUCUUUUGUUGUAAGUACCAGCAAAACUAUUCUUCCCACUUUGACAGCGACUGGCUUGCACAAUGCUAAAAGGACCACUUGACAAAAUGUUAAAAUUUGGCGAUGAUGACAAAUACUAACGGCUAUAUUGGCCUCAACGCCUGGGCUUUGUGGUGCGCAAAUUCAUGCCACUCAAAAGAUCAAAAGAGUCCGCACCUGGCUAUCAAGCAGCGAUUACGGUACAUCUGUGCCAUAAGAAAAUUGCUCGUUGAAAGCACUUUUCCUACUUGUAUUGCAUUUCUUGUCAUUUUGCAAUCCUGUAGCUAUACCAGUGUUGAUUGUACCUGACUGCUGCUACCAUCAUCUCAAAUUUUAACAUUUCUUCUAGUGGUCUUUCUGCACACAGCAGAAUAAACAUCUGUAACACUGAUUGCCGCUUUUUUUUCCAGUUUCAACUGCACAAACUCGUAGCAGAGGGGUGGCUUAAUGGCUCGUUCUUCCAGCAGAUGGGUUUGUCAUGGAACAAUGACCUGAAAUCAAGAAAUAUAAACUGAAGGUUUUUAUUCUAUGACAAAGGCAUUUGCUGGAAGUACGAGCUGCGUGCCAGUAAGCCACCACUCCCUUAUGAGUGGCCACUCUCGAAGGUGACAGAAGGUUACGUCUGUGUAAUUCUUUAUGCAAGUCUAGCACAGAGCUGAUGAUCAGCAGCUUUAGUUAUUAGAUUCCUCGUGUCAUCCUCGCAGGGUACCUCAUGCAUGUCCUUGUUGAUGUUACUGGGCACCUUUUGAAGCGAAAAUUGCCGUAAAUAACUACUAAUGCUUAUCUGUCUUCUGCAAGAAAUAACCCUGUUGGGGUUAUUCUGCACAUUCAUGGCCUAUUCCAUCACCUGAAAAAGGUCGGUUAGCGGGCCAAUGUCAGUCUUUUUUUCCGCACCCGAUAAGUUGCGGUCAUUGUGCAGGUUGAGCCGGCUCUGUUACCCCAAGAAGCUUGCACACCUAAAGGGACGUCAUUCCGAGUUUUUUUUUAACGUGUGGAAGCAAUUGUUUACAAUCUGCCUUUGACUUGUGGGACUAACUGCAUUGAUCAGAACGGAUGGUGUCUCAGCGAUUGGCCUUGGCAACAUCACUACAAUGUGACAGAACUAAUUGGGAGGUUUUCGGGAUGCACACCGUAGAAAUUGCACACUUGAUAUGGA